AUGCAGCUUUGGGUUCAAGGUAUGAUUAGCAGUAGAAACUCUCAUUACAGUGCUGUAAGAAGUGUGCAAGAUGAUCUGCAAGUUAAUUCGGAUGAUUAUGCGAUUGAUGAAGAUGGACCUGCGGCAAAUGUAGAACCAAACUAUAACAUCACAGUUCCAGAAACAAGAAUAAACUUGCAGGAUGAACAUUUUCAACACAUGCAAGAACUGGUCAGAGGAGUUAUAAAUGCAGCAGGAGACCAAGAUGGUGUUAUUUGCUUUCAUGUAGUGUUACAUACUCUGGAACAAUUAGGUUAUCAAACUGAAAGUUAA
This is a messenger RNA of Paramuricea clavata, 312 nucleotides long. The record is from the annotation of a GenBank genome assembly. NCBI's taxonomy places the organism in Eukaryota, Metazoa, Cnidaria, Anthozoa, Malacalcyonacea, Plexauridae.